AUGAGGCAUCGAGCGGAGAUCGACGAGGCGCAUUUCCGACUCACAAGACGAAUGGAAAACGGAUCGUACAAAACGGUGUUCUACGACGUUAAAAAAAACCCCGUAUGGGAGGUCGUCUCACCGGGACAGACGAAAGAAACACCACACUUGGAAAUUCAGGAUGAACAGCCCCCGGCACAAGAAGGCGGAGCCGGAGAAAUGGAAGAGGCCCCAGUCGCAGAAGUUGAAGAAACUGGGGGCACCAGACGAUCAUCGAAGCAGGAUGAGUCGGAAGAUGAAGAAGACGACGAGGAUUCGCCAGACGAAUCAGCCGAGGAAGAUCAAGAAAUGGUUGCUAGGCGUAAAAAGCCCUCAAAAGAAGUCAAACCGAGAAAAGCGCCUAAAUUGGAAGAAGCCAUGAACCGUGAGAAUCCUAAGAAAGGCGAUUUCCUAAAGAAACGAAGGGAAGCAGAAGAGAAAAAGAAAAAGAGUGGUGAUGAAAGCGAGGACACAGCAACCAAGAAAAAGAAGACGGAGAACACGAAGAAGGAAAAACCGCCGUCUCACGAUGUCGAAAUACUGGACGAAUCAGUCGGCGAAGUUGAGGAAAGGUCAUCGACACCUACGACUUCAAAGAAAGUUAUCCAAUCGGCUACAUCAAAAUCAAAGGUCACUGAGCCUGAGUCGCCAAAAACCAAAGGAAAGGUCAUAGCAGUGAAACAAGCUGUCCCCAUUGUCAUUUCUGCAUCCACGCCAAAAGAGCGCAAGGACAAACAAAUUCGUGAGAAAGCGAAACGGGAGACGUCGCGUGAAUCGGAGGCAUCGGAAGUAAGUCUACCGAGCACUUCGACAGUCAGUACGAGGUCAUAUACGGAUCCAAAGACAACCCGGUCAAGGACCACAGAACCAAGAAGCCUAGCGGAGGUUUUGGAUAAAGGGAAAAAAGCAAAGAGCGAACCCGUAAAGUCCAAAAAGAAAGGGAAGGAGGCCAUGAAAAUCGACGCACUGGCGAUGGCCACUUAUACCGAACCAGACGGUGACAGUGAACUCGAUUUCUCGGGGGACGAAAUGGAAUUCGAUGACCCGGACAAUGAUAAUAUGACCACGGUCGACGAAAUCGUCGAUGCGUUCGAUGGAGCCGAAAAAGAAUUUGCGCGGAUAAGAACAGCGCCAGUGACAAGAAAAUUUAGAGCGGGUCUCAAGAAAUACCUAAAAGAGAAACGCCGCAGCUUCACCAAACAGAAAUUCGAUGUGGUAUUGGAGUAUGCGCGGAAUGCGGGAAAACUCAUUCAGAAACACCCGAACUUUGCAUACAAGGCCAAGCUGUUCAGACCGACAAGUUCAGACAAGGCGUUGACGACUCCGAACGAAGAUAUCCCAAUGCGAGUGGAAAGGGCAAUCUCGGGAAUGACAAGCCCGUUGGGAUCAACGAGUCACCGGAUUAGCCAGUAUAUCAAUGCAGUUUGA
Molecule: messenger RNA, 1446 nt
Organism: Paramacrobiotus metropolitanus
Lineage: Eukaryota; Metazoa; Tardigrada; Eutardigrada; Parachela; Macrobiotidae
Exons: 1
Coding region: 1-1446 (481 amino acids)
Source: RefSeq, a predicted model, not a curated record